CAAUUUUUGUUUCUGCUUUACCGGGAACACGUUUUCAAAAUUCAAACCCUAAACCCCUUUUGUUUUGUCACUUAAUUAUUAAAAAGAAACAACUUAAAAUGAUUAAAGGAAAGCGCGUUGGGUUUAAAUACCCCCCACGAUUGUUCAAGUCAAUAGGUCAACCGAACCCAGAAACCUGAAGAGCCACGGAGUCGGUGGCCUUCGAUCGUCAUCAUCGCCGUUUACCCAUGGCCGGACCUUCGUGGUUGGUGGACAAAAAGAGAAUCGCAACAAAAAUCAGGAAUGCAUCUACAAGUGAUCCAGCAAGAAUCAAAUGGCAAAGCAAUCCAACUAGAGCUUGCCCAAACUGCCAAUAUAUGAUUGACAACAGUGAUGUUGCUCAAGAGUGGCCAGGAUUACCCAAGGGUGUGAAAUUUGAUCCAACUGAUCAAGAGAUUAUAUGGCACUUGCUUGCAAAAACUGGUGCAGGGGAUUUGAGACCCCAUCCUUUUAUUGAUGCAUUUAUCACAGACUUUGAUGAUGAUGAGGGAGUCUUAUGUUCCCAUCCAAAGAAACUACCAGGUAUUAAGCAAGAUGGAAGUGUAUCCCACUUCUUUCAUUUAGCAAUUAAGGCUUACAACACUGGAACUCGAAAGCGUCGAAAAAUACAUGAUGAUGAGUAUGGUGAUAUCCGCUGGCACAAGACUGGAAGGACUAAACCAGUGAUCUUGGAUGGGGUUCAAAGAGGGUGCAAGAAGAUUAUGGUUCUGUAUACAAGCAUGGCCAAAGGAGGCAAAGCUGAGAAGACCAAUUGGGUCAUGCAUCAAUAUCACCUGGGAACUGAUGAGGAUGAGAAGGAUGGGGAGUAUGUAAUUUCUAAAAUAUAUUACCAGCAACAACAAGUCAAGCAAGCUGAUAAAACUGAUCAAAAUUCUCCUGAAACUAGUGAUCCUGUGAUUCAAGCAGAUCCAGUUACUCCCAAGUCGGUGAUUCCUGAAACUCUGGACCCUGCUUUCAAUUUGGGAGAAGAUAUUCCUGCUGCUUGCACUGAACCCAAGUCAAUAACUCCUGAACCUCCACGCCCUGAAAGGAGACAUUCUAAUCUUGGUUUGGGGGAAGAUACUCAUGUUGCUUCCACAGAUCCCUUUCUUCAAAUGCAACUGAAGCAUCGUGAUAUGGACUUUGUUGAAGAUGAAGUUCAUCAUGAAUAUGAAAAUUCUGGCUGUCAUGAUCAACACAGCAUAGAGAUUCCAAAUGAUGAAGCAAUAAACAACAAUGUAAAUCAUACUCAGGAAGAUCCAAAGUGGUGGGACAGUGAGUCACAGAAUCUGCUGGAUUCACAACAACUUGUGGAAGGCUUGUCUUUAUGUGAUGAUCUUCUUCAGAGCCAAUCUCCAACUAGGGGUGAACAUGGAAAUGGUGAACCAGCACAGGUCAAACCCUGUCUUGCUGAUUAUGCUAAGCUAGGAGCAGAUGAUUUAAAGAAGGAUCUAGAGGAGUGCCAAAAUAUUGUCCUCGAUCCUGCUAACAUGGAACUUGGAACACCUCCAGAUUUCCGACUUAGCCAGCUCGAAUUCGAAUCACAGGAAAGUUUCCUUUCUUGGGGUGGCAAAUUGGCUUAGUGAUUAUGGCUGCACUAGCACACUAGUAGCAACUAUCUUUUGAGUAAACCAUGCCUGACAAUCGUGUCUGCUGGAGUGCUGAGUGUCCAUCUCUAACCCUUUGGAGUACAGCUUGAAUUGAUAUCUGGUGGAAAAGUACCACCCUUUUUGUAAACUAUGAGUCACGAAUAUUUGGUGUUCAAGCACUGAUCAAACCUACUGUUUUGCU
Messenger RNA from Rosa chinensis, 1809 nucleotides. Its product is annotated as SUPPRESSOR OF GAMMA RESPONSE 1. The coding region runs from base 228 to 1601 and encodes 457 amino acids. Gene Ontology annotation, biological process: regulation of DNA-templated transcription. Lineage: Eukaryota; Viridiplantae; Streptophyta; Magnoliopsida; Rosales; Rosaceae. Gene Ontology annotation, cellular component: nucleus. The transcript is spliced from 6 exons. The record is from RefSeq and is a predicted model, not a curated record. Gene Ontology annotation, molecular function: transcription cis-regulatory region binding; DNA-binding transcription factor activity.